Messenger RNA from Choloepus didactylus (southern two-toed sloth), 377 nucleotides. It is a transcript of the gene ATP5ME, whose product is annotated as ATP synthase membrane subunit e. The record is from RefSeq and is a predicted model, not a curated record. Gene Ontology annotation, biological process: proton motive force-driven ATP synthesis. Lineage: Eukaryota; Metazoa; Chordata; Mammalia; Pilosa; Megalonychidae. The transcript has 4 exons. Gene Ontology annotation, molecular function: proton transmembrane transporter activity. The coding region runs from base 82 to 297 and encodes 71 amino acids.
UUGCGCACGUUACGCUUUCGACUCCUUGAGGUGCCUGCUCGGCCUCCCAGUUGUGCUUCCGGUGCGAAGGUCGGGGACAAGAUGGUGCCGCCCGUCCAGGUCUCUCCGCUCAUCAAGCUCGGCCGCUACUCCGCCCUGUUCCUCGGCGUGGCCUAUGGAGCCAAGCGCUACAGUUAUCUAAAACCUCGGGCGGAGGAAGAAAGGAGGAUAGCAGCUGAGGAGAAAAAGAAGGAGGAUGAAUUGAAACGGAUUGCAAGAGAAUUGGCAGAAGCCCAAGAUGACAGCAUAUUAAAAUGAGAGAUGUGCGAGAGCCUCCUUUUCUCCUGGAGCAGUAAUGGGUGAAUAAAGCUUUCUGUGAUGUAUAACAUGACUCUCAA